AUGGCAGUGGUUAUGCGCAGGAUCUGGCUAAGGAGGAAUAGGUUUAUUUUCGAGGACAAGUUUUACAGUCCUAAACAAGUCAUCUCUAUGGGGGAGGGUCUGGAGGAUUACAAAACAGCACAAAUGAGCAUAAUUGGAUGUCGAGGUGGUGGUGGUUCACAUGGAGUGCAGAAGAAAUGGAAAAAACCUGGUACCAACAUGGUAAAGGCUAAUUGGGAUGCGGCUAUGGAUUUUGAAAACAAGAGAAUGGGAAUGGGAAUUGUGUUUGGAGAUGAAGAGGGGAAGGUUCUAGCGUCUGUGUGUGAUGUGAAACAGAAUGUGCAUGACCCUACUUUGGCUGAGAGUCUAGCAUUGUGGAGAGCACUUGAGAUAAGUAUUGACCUUUCUUUCUCUUUCUCUGAACUAAUAUUUGAAGGAGAUGCAGCUGCUAUUAUUUAA
This is a messenger RNA of Juglans microcarpa x Juglans regia, 438 nucleotides long. RefSeq lists its product as uncharacterized. The record is from RefSeq and is a predicted model, not a curated record. Lineage: Eukaryota; Viridiplantae; Streptophyta; Magnoliopsida; Fagales; Juglandaceae. The transcript has a single exon. The coding region runs from base 1 to 438 and encodes 145 amino acids. Gene Ontology annotation, molecular function: nucleic acid binding; RNA-DNA hybrid ribonuclease activity.